This is a messenger RNA of Mesorhabditis spiculigera, 351 nucleotides long. The record is from the annotation of a GenBank genome assembly. Lineage: Eukaryota; Metazoa; Nematoda; Chromadorea; Rhabditida; Rhabditidae.
AUGAGCAGGGCGGUCGGUAACUUUGGGAAGCAGAUUGCCACCCAGUUACGCAACGCCGGCACGCCCGGCCCGAAGCGCCCUACGACUGUGUUCUUGACGCAUGUGAAAUGGGUGACCGGGAAAGAUCAGCUCACCAAGUACUUCAGCAAAUACGGGCAAAUCGACAAGGUGACGAUGUUCUUCGAUCCGGAAACGGGCUUGCAUCGUGGCUUCGCGUCUAUCACAUUUUGGGAGCCUUCCAGCGCUGCUGCGGCCAUCCAGCAGCGCCCACAUUUUGUCGAUGGAGAUCGGGUCGAUGUGGAACUCUUCGUCCCGUUGAAAUCGAAAAAGAAGAGCCUGGAAUUUGCUGUC